Tetranychus urticae (two-spotted spider mite) is the source of this 564-nucleotide messenger RNA. Lineage: Eukaryota; Metazoa; Arthropoda; Arachnida; Trombidiformes; Tetranychidae. The record is from RefSeq and is a predicted model, not a curated record.
AUAAUUCCUCUAGAAACCCUUCCUAAAGAAGAAACUUUACGACUUCGUGAACACAUUGGCAAAUCAUGUACCCUGUUUUUCAAAGAUGACCCACUCAAAAUUGUUAAAGGUGAUGGUCAAUACAUGUAUGAUGAAAUUGGAACCAAGUAUCUCGACUGUAUCAACAAUGUUGCUCAUGUUGGUCACUGUAAUCCUCAUAUAAAUCGAGCUUUUGCUCGUCAAAUGUCACUCAUCUAUACCAAUUCUCGUUAUCUUCAUGAUGCUAUGGUCAUAUAUGCUAAGCGAUUGACUCAAUAUUUUCCUCAAAAUUUGUCAGUCUGCUACUUUGUCAACUCUGGCUCUGAAGCCAAUGAUCUUGCCUUUCGACUUGCUCGUGCUCAUACAAAACACAAGGAUGUCAUCGCUGUAGAUAGGUAAGUUUUUUAUUUUAUUUCUUAGUUCAAUGUUUUUUGAUUAUUUCAAAUCAUCUUUCAUUUUUUUAUCCUUAGUGCAUACCAUGGUCACUUAACCUCUGUUGUUGAAAUUAGCCCUUACAAAUUUGAAAAUAUUAAGGGGCACAAGAAG